UCCUACAUAAAUUAUAUGAAAAUUAUAAAAAUUAUAUGUCUUACAAUGUUAUAAAUUCAUGCAAUUCGAAAUCAUUCCAACAGUUUCAAUUAUCAUAACAGGCAAUAAAAUGCAGCACUUGUUUGUGGUAAAAUUUUUGAUGCUGGCUCUUGGUGUGUGGCCCAUAAAACUACUAGAUUAUAAAUCCAUACAUCCGUGGAUUUUAAAAGUUUAUUCCAAGUAUUAUUAUAUAUCUUGGACAUUCCUAGCGAUGUUUGAAGUAAGUCAAUAUAUACUGUUGAUUAUACUCAUAAAUGAAGGUAACAAAGGUGCAGAAAUUUUGGAGGUCCUCAGCAUUUCCAUUCUAUACACCAUGAAUUUGUAUAAAAUUAACUGUUGCCGAUCAAAAAACAUUCAAUCGUUGCUUUUUUGGAUCACAGAAAAUGAACAACAAGCAAUUGCCACCGAUGAUGAGGAAAUUAUAAAAAUUCAGAAAAAACAUUCUCUCCAAGCACACAUCUCAUCGGUUCUUCACGUUUCGACUGCAACUUUGUGCGUUUUAACUUACGUGUUUUAUCCUAUAUACGCAAACAAACAAGAAAAUUUAGAAGGGUGUGAUAAGAAGUUAAUAUUUUCAAGUUGGUUUCCUUUUGACAGAAGUGAAUACUACUUUUGGGCCCUUACUAUUCAAUUUUUUGGUGGAUACUACGGGUCUUCUUAUGCGGUAUACGUAGAUUCACUUUUUUUCACAAUCAUGAUUUAUUGUGUUGGGCAGAUGAAAAUUUUACAACAUUAUCUACGUAACACUAAUAAAUAUUCGGGGCAGUACCAAAAAAGAACUGGAUGCACUUUGGAGGAAGCUCAAACUGUAGUUGUAAAGAGUCUCAUAGACAAACAUAAAGAAAUAAUAAACUGUGUUGAACUAUUAGAUGAAGUCAUUAGUAUAUUAAUGUUAAUGGAUUUCAUUUUAUUCUCUAUAAAACAGGCCAUUUUAAUUAUACAAUUUGUAAAUAAUCCUGUUAUAAAUUUUGAAUCCAUGCGAGUUUUAACUUUUAUUAUUGCAGUCUUUUUGCAGAUUGCAUUUAUAUAUUGGAAUGCCAAUGCAAUUUUCUUAGAGAGUACUGAAGGUAUAUCAUCGGCCAUAUUUAAUGGAGAUUGGUAUUUAUUAAAUCAGAAGUCUCAAAAAGAUUUGUUGUUGAUGAUGAUGAGAACAAAUGUUCCCUCACGAAUAAGUAUCGGACCUUUUUCUACGGUAAAUCUGCAAGCUGCUUUACAGAUAAUAAAGUCUAUUUAUUCAUAUGUAGCAGUAAUGUAUCAAAAAUAGAGAGAAAAAUGCAGCUAGUCGCAAGUGAUUUCCAUUUCUAUUUACACACAUAUGUCAGCAACAGGAACACAACCUAAUGAUUAGAAUUAGUUUAAUAUAAAGUGUAGCCCAUUUAAAAGCGGGACACCCGCAUAAAAUUUAUUAGGGACAAAAAACGUGAUAUUGUUGUCUAUAAUUACAUAUAUUCAUAGUUUAUUAUUGAAAAAAAGUUUGUCAAAAUCGUACAAAAAUUUCCUUUGGUAUCUCCCACUUUCAAAUGGGCCAUAUUGUAGGUAUUAAUAAAGAUACAGGAAUUUUAUUUAUUUAAUAUUGUAUAAAAUUAUUUCCACUUAGUAUAGAAUAAAUUUCUUAGUAUUUAAUAAAAGAUUUAUUUA
This is a messenger RNA of Aethina tumida (small hive beetle), 1677 nucleotides long. RefSeq lists its product as uncharacterized. Lineage: Eukaryota; Metazoa; Arthropoda; Insecta; Coleoptera; Nitidulidae. The transcript has 5 exons. The coding region runs from base 59 to 1303 and encodes 414 amino acids. Gene Ontology annotation, biological process: sensory perception of smell; detection of chemical stimulus involved in sensory perception of smell. Gene Ontology annotation, cellular component: plasma membrane. The record is from RefSeq and is a predicted model, not a curated record. Gene Ontology annotation, molecular function: odorant binding; olfactory receptor activity.